Penicillium antarcticum is the source of this 1554-nucleotide messenger RNA. Its product is annotated as cytochrome P450. Gene Ontology annotation, molecular function: monooxygenase activity; iron ion binding; heme binding. The record is from RefSeq and is a predicted model, not a curated record. The transcript is spliced from 4 exons. The coding region runs from base 1 to 1554 and encodes 517 amino acids. NCBI's taxonomy places the organism in Eukaryota, Fungi, Ascomycota, Eurotiomycetes, Eurotiales, Aspergillaceae.
AUGGCGCCUAUUUCGAUUGAUAUGUUGAAUAUUCCCCUUUAUGCUCUUGUAGCUGGAGCUAUUACUUUCACAUACUUGUCCUGCAAAGCUGCACGAGGGUUUCAAAGUUGGAAGUAUUCUCGUGAAAAUGACUGCAAGCCACCAUUGCAUAGUGUCUCCCACGGCCCGUUCGGCAUCAGUAUGAUAUUGUCAAUGGUCAAGGCUGGGACCGAAUUCCGAUUCCCCGAGCUCAUUCGUGGCUGGCACAGAGAUUACGGCACUACAUUCAAAGCAAAGAUGGGCGGGCGGAAAGCCAUAUUCACUGCCGAGCCCAAGAACAUCCAAGCUGUGUUGGCACUUAAGUUCAAGGAUUUUGAGCUGGGGCCCGUUCGCAACGAGGCAGCACGUCCAUUACUGGGUUCAAACGUCUUUACUACAGAUGGCAGUGAAUGGGAACACUCACGCGCGAUGCUUCGUCCUAACUUCUCUCGUACCCGCGUUUCCGACACUGAUAUCUACGAAUCUCACGUUGCCAAGCUCAUCAAGCACAUUCCCCGGGAUGGGUCCACGGUUGAUAUGCAGAAUCUGUUUUUGAGAAUGACUAUCGACACUGCAACCGAAUUUCUCUUCGGAGAAUCGACCAACUCCCUCGCAGAUUUAAAUCCAUCUGCUCCCGGCUCCACAUUCGCCAGAGAGUGGGAUAUCGCCCAAGGAGGAACCGCGACACGUAUUAGGAUUGGUCCUCUGAUGCAUUUUUACUACAACCCCAAAUUCUGGAAGGCAACGAAGUCGACCCGAGCGUACGCCGAGCGAUUAGUCCAGAAAGCGAUCGACUAUCGAAUUGCUGUCAACAAUGGCCAAAAGGUCCCCGAAGAAGUUCAGAAGCUCAUGGAUAAGCAAUAUGUGUUUUCUUUUGAGCUUUCGAAGGAAACACUUGACAAGAAACAGCUCACGGAUCAGUUACUUAGUAUCCUGCUAGCUGGGCGUGAUACAACUGCCAACACAUUGAGUAUCACCUUCUUCCACCUGGCAAAGAGUCCCGAAAUUUGGAACAGAGUUCGACAAGACGUGCUCGCCUUGGAAGGACGCCGACCGACAUUCAAUGAUCUGAAAUCCAUGACGUAUAUGUCGUGGGUUCUAAAUGAAACAUUGCGUUUGUAUCCUAUCGUCCCCUUCAACAUCCGAAUGGCAAAGAAAGACACACACCUCCCCGUCGGCGGUGGCCCAGACGGAAAAUCCCCCUUGCACGUUCCGAAGGGCUACGAAAUCAUGUACAGCGUAUACACUAUGCACCGAUCGGCUGAGUUCUACGGCCCUGAUGCUGAUGAGUACCGUCCCGAGAGAUGGGAAAAGUUAAGACCUGGUUGGGCGUAUCUCCCGUUCAAUGGCGGUCCGCGCAUCUGUCUUGGGCAGCAGUUCGCCUUGACUGAGGCUGGUUACACCAUCGUUAGAAUUAUGCAAGAGUUUGAGGCGAUGGAGAGUCGAGACUCGAGGCCUUUUGUGCAGGAUCUGAAGUUGACUAUGUCUAGUGCUAAUGGGACCAUGGUUGGGUUUACGCCGGUCUCGGUGUCCUGA